UUUGUUUUUGUUUUGUUGUAUUCAGUUCUACGUGGCUGCUGCGUGGGCUUCUCAAAGUUUAGCUCUAUUCGAGCGGAGACUGUGAUUUCAUGAGGAAAGCAGGCUCACAUUUGAUUUGAAUUCGACUUUCCCUCAUAUUUCACAAGCGGUAGGUGAUUUGUAUGCAUGUAAUUAAUAUUAGAAUUCAGACUUCAGUUCUACUGCAAUAACUAUGAGGUAACUGAUCACCUACGUGUUGCAAACGUGCAUAUGAAAAAGAGGAUUAUAUAGGGGAAGGGGGGAGAUUUGUUAGGUCUAUUUUAAUAAUAUGAACAGUAGCUUAAUACUAUUCGUCUGCCAUGUUACAGUCCUCUUUCCAGUUUAUUUUAAUUGUAUUAUUAUUUUUAUUUUUACACGACUGCUGGAGAUAGUAUUUUAUAACCUUGGUAACAAAAUAUGUUCCGCUGUAAGGUACAACUGCUCUUGUGUGUGUUUGGUAUUUGGUAUUUGACAGUCGAAGCAGAUUUAGAGAGUUUUAAACCUACUGCAGUAGCCACCCCUACACUUGUCUCUUUCUAGUCAUAGUUUGUAUAACCUUGGUUUAAUAUUUAGGAAAAAUAUUCUUGGGAGCAGUUAAAAAAUACUUUGAAAUGAAAAGCCUGGAACAUGAUUAUAGGAGACUCUGUGCUUCAGCUAUGUGGUAUAAUUAUCCUGUGCAGUUAGACUUCAUUUUAAGUUACUAAAACAACAACGUUGUGUAAAUAUCGGCAUUUGCACGCUUUCAUUACAGUAUCAAUUUGUAAAAUCAGCUUACUGUGCAAACAAGGGCCUGUUGAUAAGGGUUAGCGCUUAAUCAUUUGAUUACAUUGUCUAAUCCACAAUAAUAGAGCUGAUCCUAGCAACCAUGUCACAUGACUAAUCAAUACCCACUCUCUCAGCACUAACCCCUAAAACACACUCCCUGACUCCCGGUCCCUCAGCUCUAACCCAUGAACCACACGGUCUCCCCCACUCUCUCAGCUCUAACCCCUGAACCACACUGUCUCCCCCAAUCUCUCAGCUCUAACCCCUAAACCACGCUCCCUGCCUCCCAGUAACACAGCUCUAACCUCUGGAUCACACUGUCUCCCCCACUCUCUCAGCUCUAACCCUUAAAACACACUCCCUGCCUCCCAGUCCCUCAGCUCUAACCUCUAGACCACACUGCCUCCCAGUCUCUUGUGUGUUGGGGUGCCUCUGCUGUUUCCCAGGAUGCAGCGUUCCCGAGUGCUGUUCUCGGAGGCAGAGAUGUCACGGCGCUCCGAGGCGGAGGACAGGGAAGCGAAGCGGGUGGAGGCUAGGCUCCUCAGCAGACUGCACCGGCUGGACGGGGUGAGGCUCUACCACGUCAACACCAUGGCACGCGAGCAGAGGCGCAUUCAGAGGGACCUAAGCGGCAUGAGGCAGGGGAACUCUUGCCGCAGCUCUGGGGCAAUCUGCUCCGACUACGAGAGAGCACACCGUCCCCCAGGGGCACCCAAGAGGGCCUUCCUACCCACCAUCCCUGGUGGGGCUAGCAGCAAGCCCGAUGGACUCAGGUCUCAGAAACUCACGCCCUUGCGGGGUGGAGGACAGGCUAUCCCAGCAGGCCUCUCUCACACUCUCCAGGCACGAAUCAACAAGUUCAUCGGCAUGGGGCGAGGGAAGGGGGGUCCGGAGCCGGUCUCCAUGGCGACGGGAGUGGAGGGGUGGUGGUCCGAGGAUUCCGGCGGGGGGGUUAACCGCAGUCCUGCUCCGCGGCGCAGCAUCUCCCUCCCCCCCGUGUCCCCCCUGCUGGACCCCUCUCGCUUGGACCUGGACGCCCUGGCUCCCGAUGGCUCCCUCCGGACGCUGUACACCCUGCCCAGCUUCAGCGAGGCGCUGGCCGAGGCAGGCAAGGCUCGCUACAUCCGGCACCGAGGCAUCCCCGACAGCGAGAGGGAGCUCUCCAUCCAGGACAUAUUCAGCAGGGCUCCCAAGGAGACUCCACAGCAGCCGGAGCAGAGCUGAGGCAGGUCUCUAUGGAGGCUCUUGUCCACAGCAGCACAUUUUGACUUUAAAGAGCUUUUUAGUGUUGACACCUCAAACACAAAUGCAGCACAAAACUACGUGUGAAACAGUUGUAAACACUAUAAAAAUAGUAUAAAACAUGUCAUACUCAUA
This is a messenger RNA of Polyodon spathula (Mississippi paddlefish), 2160 nucleotides long. RefSeq names its product coiled-coil domain-containing protein 190-like. The record is from RefSeq and is a predicted model, not a curated record. The transcript has 3 exons. NCBI's taxonomy places the organism in Eukaryota, Metazoa, Chordata, Actinopteri, Acipenseriformes, Polyodontidae. Bases 1231 to 2007 code for a protein of 258 amino acids.